AUGAUCAAACGUUUGGAACAAAACUUUGUUCAAAAACUCGAUGAAGAUCAAAUGCUAUUUCUUCAUGCAAUGCCACGGUAUUUACAAUGGUAUUCGGAUUAUCGUGAUCCUGAAAAUUUUAUCAAGAUUUUACGAAUUUUAUUGAAAGAAUUUACAGCAUGGUUUACAAGUUGUCAAGCAGACUCCUAUCUUCAACGUUCUUCUCAGAUCGAUGCUAUGAUUUGUCGACUAAAUUAUUUUCUCGUUCGUCCAAUCGAAUCGUACAAUGUGAACAUUUUCAGUGAAGAAUUUUAUCAUGAAUACUGUAAAUUAGUUUUACAUUGGUCAUUAAUUUUAUCAUCUACAUUUUCAUGUUCUUCAUAUACAACGAAUGUCAAGUCAACGAUACAUACUAGCAUUCAAACAAUGUAUAAUUUCACAUUGCAUUUAAAUGUACUUAAUUUUAUGAAAACUAUACCGAAUUUGAUUUCAAUGCUUUUAAAAGUAACUGAUUUUGAUCAUGAUGAAACACAAUUGAAUGCAUAUCGUUGUUUGAGUAAAAUUAUGAUCGAAGCAGAUAUAAAAACUAUGAGUAAUCCGAGCAAAAUUGCUGCUGUACACAUGGAAUUUCUUACAAAUACUAUCAAUGAUUCAACAAAAACAGCACGAUUUUAUAGUGUAUUGGAGAGUUUGAAAAAUUUUGUUCAACAUGAUCAAGUUAAAAUUGAACUAAUAAAACAAGAAGUACUUCCUGUAUUAGUAACGACCGAUUCGAGUCAACUACGUUUAUAUCGAGCUGCCGAAGGACUUCUUUGGAAAUUAGAAAAAGAAAAUGAAGCUGUUGCUAAACCAACUAUUUUGAAUUCGUACAAAUACGAUAUCAUGAUAAGUUAUUCACAUAAAGACAAAGAAUUGUGUCUUCAAAUUCAUGAACAAUUAAUCAAAGAUGGCUUUCGUGUCUGGCUUGAUAAAGAUUGUUUGCGUGGAUCUACAAUGGCCGGCAUAGCGAAUGCAAUUGAAAAUUCUGAAUAUGUAAUGAUAUGCAUGUCGAAUAUGUAUAAACAAAGUGUCUAUUGUCAAUCGGAAGCUCAUUAUGCAUUCGAACGAAGUUGUCGUCUUAUUCCAAUCAUCGUCGAAUUGAAUUAUAAACCUGAUGGAUGGCUCGGUAUCAUUGUCAGUGGCAAGAUCUAUGUAGAUUUUGUGAAAGUUGAAUUUGGCAUAGCUUAUGAAAAAUUGAAGAAUGAGAUUAGUGAACAACAAUAUCAAACUUUGACUCAAUCAUCGACAAUAUCUGAAGAAAAAUAUCAGAUUAAUAUGAUGUCAAUGAAUACAAAACAUGUUGAAUUGGCUUCUGAAUCGAUCGUGUGA
This is a messenger RNA of Rotaria sordida, 1347 nucleotides long. NCBI's taxonomy places the organism in Eukaryota, Metazoa, Rotifera, Eurotatoria, Philodinida, Philodinidae. The record is from the annotation of a GenBank genome assembly.